This is a messenger RNA of Mercurialis annua (annual mercury), 1247 nucleotides long. RefSeq lists its product as uncharacterized. The transcript has a single exon. The coding region runs from base 153 to 788 and encodes 211 amino acids. NCBI's taxonomy places the organism in Eukaryota, Viridiplantae, Streptophyta, Magnoliopsida, Malpighiales, Euphorbiaceae. The record is from RefSeq and is a predicted model, not a curated record.
CAAUAUUAUCCUUCCUAUAAAGAUUAGAUACCUUCCUUCAAUAACAAAAUUUCACACCUAAAACACUAAAUAGUACUCCAACAACUUCCAAAUUUCCCAUCUAUUGGCGUGGAGCUCAACAUUUCCACACAUUCCAACAACAAUAUUUCACCAUGCCUUCUCCUGCACCUUUCACCGUUUUCAUGGAGAAAAAGAAACGCAGAAGUAGCACUAUUCUUGCUAAUGAUUUAACUGUUGUAAAGGCAGCUGCAUGGGCAUGGUAUCAACAUGGUUCCGGCUCGGAAGGCAAAUCAAUACGCGAAUUUGAUGUAACAAAUCAUCAUCAUCACCAUAAUCAAGCUUUUAGGCCAUCAAGAUACAAGCUAGAAGCGGCGAAAAAGAUCAAAGAAUAUUCGAAUAACCAAGAAUCGUCAUCAACAUCAUCGCAAAUCCCAAGUCCGGUACAUACGGAGGAUAAUUCUCUUCUUGAUGCAUACGAAGUUGAGAGAAUUUCGGAGCAACUCGACUGCCUUUUAGUGUCGAGUAGCAACAAAUUCUAUACCAAAUUAUUUCAGAGAGAUAUUGAUCGUCAAAAGAUUAGUAAUACUACUACUACUACUACUACUACUACUACUUCAUCAUCAUCAUCAUCAAAUAUUGGUUUUAGUAAUAGUGUAAUAAGAAAGAACAAGAAUUUCUUGAAAAGGUUAUGGAUGGGGCAUUCAAUUACUUGUGGCACAAGGGAAGAUGUUGAUCCACGAGCUUUAGAACGGAUUAAACCUCGGCCACCUCAGUUUCCGGUGCCCUAGAGGCAUGUUCCGGCGGUCAGAAUGACAGCAUGUAGGCCACGGGCUGCCCAUGCCUAGCUAGCUAGAUAGCUAGUCAAUGUUCCACAUGAUAUUAAAUUGUUCAGCUACUACAACAAUUUUAAUUGUACUAUUGCUACAAUUAUAAAUAGCGGAACUAGAAAAUGCAAGAUGUGCAAAAGCUGAAAAAAUAUCCGGUGAUCGGAAGAUAAAAGAACAAUGUCGGAAAUAGAUAAUCAAAGGCAACAAGUGCUGGACGGUCAAAGAGGUGGCUGUCCAUCUUAUUUUCUUAACUUCGUUGAUAUGUUAGAGAUAUUAUAAUUGUAAUAUUAGAAGGAGGAAAAAAACAAAUUUUUAAUUUUGUAGGGGACAGAAUUUAAUGUACUAUCGUUAGCUAACCAAGAAAAUAAAUGCUGCAACAUAGUGACAUGGGGAGUAAAUUUUCCCAAUCCCUAUUCUUCA